AUGCUUUCUAAAAUUCCUAAACUAUCUCACCAGGAGCUCAUAAAGCUAGCAAAAGACAAUUGCGUUCCUAAGUUAUCCAAUUCUUUGCACAAAGGUCAAUACGGUAGAUUAUGUGUUGUCGGCGGCUGCCAAGAAUACACCGGCGCACCUUACUUUGCUGCGAAUGCUGCAGCUUUAACAGGCAUUGACAUGGUACAUAUUAUAUGCGAAUGGCGUGCUGCUACUGCAAUUAAGUCUUAUUCACCUAACAUUAUGGUACAUCCUUACUUACGGGAUUCGUACACUCUUUCACAUAAUAACAGUGUUCCAACUGAAUCGAUUCGUUCCCUAAUCGAUCGAAUUGAUGUGCUCGUCAUGGGCCCUGGUAUGGGGAGGGAUACAAAUAUGCUUUCUACUGCGCUUGAUGUGCUGCGUUAUAUUGUGGAGCGCCAUGAUGGAAACAAACCCGUUAUACUCGACGCAGACGCCCUAUUUCUCUUCAGUCAUCCGGACUACAGCCGCACUAUGACGGAACUAAUUACUCAAUUUAAACCAGGAAGAGUCGUACUAACACCGAAUUUGGUGGAAAUGCGCCGUACCAAUCAGGCUCUGCAAGUUCGAAAUGCUAGCGAGCUUGCAGCCAAACUCCACUGUACUAUCCUGGAAAAGGGACCUAGUGAUACCGUUUAUGGAGCUGUAGGCGGCAUUUACGUUAAAAAUGACACACCUGGAUCCCCCCGGCGCCCAGGCGGACAAGGUGACACCUUGUCCGGUUGCGUGGGUGCUCUCUUGGCUUCAAGCUGCCAUAUCCAUGAUCUCAAUGACGCUAAGGAAAACGUUCGCCACGAUGAAGAGGAUAGUUCCCUUGCAUGGCCUGAAGUUGCUGUACUCAGCUGCUAUGCUGGCAGCACUGUAACGCGCACCGCAGCAGCACGUGCUUUCCGUACGAUUGGACGUAGCAUGCAAGCUACCGACGUGAAUAGUAGUGUUGCACCCGUUAUUAGUGAUCUAUUUGACCACCCUACAGCCAACUAA
Molecule: messenger RNA, 1014 nt
Organism: Eremothecium sinecaudum
Lineage: Eukaryota; Fungi; Ascomycota; Saccharomycetes; Saccharomycetales; Saccharomycetaceae
Gene: NNR2
Product: NADHX dehydratase
Exons: 1
Coding region: 1-1014 (337 amino acids)
Biological process (GO): metabolite repair
Molecular function (GO): ATP-dependent NAD(P)H-hydrate dehydratase activity
Source: RefSeq, a predicted model, not a curated record